UUCGAAAUAAAGCCAGGAAGCUCUGUCAGGCUAUUCUGUGUCGACCAGAGUGAGGCUCUCUAUCAGUUUGCAUUUAUACGUGAUACAAGCCAGUACAGCACCAAGAAGUUGCUUUGAAAAAUGGCGAAAAGAUUGGCUGUUUGUCUAACAUUGGUUGGACUACUCUUGCCGGCCGUGCUGGCGAAGGACUUCCGCUGCACGCUGGAGCUUGAUCGUAGCUGCAGCAUAAUCGGAGCAAAACUGGCCGCAAAUGAGGACGCAACCAUCAUCUCACCGAAUCCCUCCACACUGAAGAAGCUACAGUUUACCGGUUCCAACCUGGCCUCGUUGCCAUCCAACCUAUUCACCACCUUCCCGAAGCUCGAAAUCCUCAACGCAUCCGGUACGGACCUCAAACAGUUCCCCUCGAACUCGCUGGCCUCAGCCAAAGCACUCCAGGAGCUCCAUCUGAGGGGAAAUCGCAUUCACAACCUGCCGCAGGAUGCCUUUUUCGGUGCCAAUCGGUUGACGACGCUCGAUCUCUCGGAUAACGAUAUUAGCGCGAUCGAGGGAAGUGCAUUCAGGAGAUUGCGCGACCUGAAAACGCUCCUUCUCAGUGGUAAUCAGAUUGUGCAGCUAUCCGAUGAAGUGUUCCGUGAUUUAACCGAACUGGAAGAGCUGGAACUACAGGGUAACCGACUCGCUUCGCUCGGUGACUCCGUGCUCGCUGGUUGCACCUCACUCCGGAAGCUCAACCUUUCCCGCAACGCACUGAAAGCGGUCCAGCUGGAGCAGUUCGAACGUCGCUGGACGUUCGAUGUGAUCGAUCUGAGCGGUAAUGCACUGCAAACGGUCAUGAUUCCGUCCAACUUGCGUGAGCUUGUGGCCACCGGUAAUGGGAUCCGGUCGGUGCAGUUAAAUGGUGUCAGCUCGGAGUUGAUUCUACUGAAGAUGCCCCACAACAAGCUGGACAGUAUGGACCGGCUACCGACGCUGGAGAAGCUGAUCAGUCUCGAUCUUGCGCACAACCAGAUCCGUCAGUUCGAUCUACAAUCGGUAGCGCGCUUCGGGAAGCUCGUCCUCUUGAAGCUGAACGGUAAUCAGCUAGAGUCGGUGGCCAAUGGAUUGCAGGGUCCCGUCACUCACCUCAAGUAUCUGCAUUUGGCUGACAAUCGGCUGAAGCAACUGGAUCUGAAUGCUGCGCUUGGUACAGUUCCACGACUGAUCACGCUCGAUUUGAGUGGUAAUCAGCUUGAGCGGGUUUCGGUGAAUGAUCUGAGUAGUUCCUUCCCGGUUUUGGUGCGUCUGAAGCUGCAAGGAAAUGGGUUGCAGUGUGAGGCUAAUCGGCCGUUCCUUAAGGAACUGAAGCACUCGGUCACGGCGUACGUACUGACGCUGAACGAUUGUCGCAAGGGGCAGCAGCUGAUCGAUGGUUUGUGUUGUCAGUAAGGGUGUGUGCCAGUGGGUAGACCUUGCGCACGUCUUAUCACUGACAGGCGGCCUCGUAGAAGUAAUAAAAUCAAAUGU
Anopheles aquasalis is the source of this 1506-nucleotide messenger RNA. RefSeq names its product insulin-like growth factor-binding protein complex acid labile subunit. The record is from RefSeq and is a predicted model, not a curated record. Gene Ontology annotation, molecular function: protein binding. Lineage: Eukaryota; Metazoa; Arthropoda; Insecta; Diptera; Culicidae.